UUCAAGACCACCGGCCGUUCCGUCCAGGAGGAUGUCAACCUGCUCCACGCCUCCGUGCUGUCCAUGGUGGAGUUCGACGAUGAUAUAUUCGCGGCCGGAAAUUGCUUCGAUUGGAAUGAGCAUCCCGCCCAGCCGGGACUCUUCUGUCCCUUUGCCUACCGCCUGCCGCCUCCAAAUCUCGGAGCGGUCUUCGCCAAGGAUCUGGCCAUGGAGUACCACUAUCUGGGCAACACCUCCGAGUGGUUCUUCCUGGCCCGCAAGAAUGCCGAGAAGGUGAUAGCCCGCAACGAGCAGUAUCUCAAGUCCUUUCAUCUCUACUCGAACCGCACGGAGGAGCGAAUCGAGGACGACACGCUGGCUGUGAAAUAUGAGGAUGGCAGAUGGUCAAAACCCUAUUACGACUGCGGCGGGGGCAACAUUUGGAUGCUAACCUACACGGUGCCAUUCUUUGGCUACGAGAACGGAACCUAUCACUUCAAGGGCACAUCUGGCAUCGAUAUUGACUUGCGGCGCGUGGACAUCGACCAGUGUCCUCAAAGGCACACUCCUGGAACCAAAAGACCACUGAACAUCUUCGCCGGAACGGACAAAUGCAAGCAGCGCACCACGAUGUGCGAGGCCAUCAUGGGAUUGGGCUUUCGGCGUGGUUCCUACAAAUGCCUGUGCCGCAAGGGAUUCUAUUUCCCCGACAUCGUAUCGCAGCACAAGUUCUUCAACGGCAGCCUGCUGGAGGAGGAGUACGAGAAGCUGAUGCUGGGCAAGAACUCCACGUAUAACAGCAACAGCGAGUACGAGUGCCUGCCCUGCGCCGAGGGCUGUGACUCCUGCGAGGACUCCUCGCCCUGCAUCGCCGCCCUCAACUGGCCGAUGCGCACCAGCAUCCUGGCGCUGGCCUGCAUCGUGAUUGGACUCCUGCCGCCGGCAGCCUGGUUCACCUUCCGCUACCAGCAGGUUAAGGUUGUGAGGGCCGCCAGUCCGGCUUUACUGCGGGUCAGCCUUGGGGCAUUCUUCAUUUACUGCACGAACAUAGUGAUGUAUCCCAAUCCCAAUCUGUAUACCUGCACCGCCCGCAUUUGGCUGCGUGAGAUAGGAUUCUCACUGACCUACGGAGCUCUGAUGCUGAAGACCUGGCGGAUAUCGGUGAUUUUUCGAGUUCGUUCGGCGAAGGCUGUGAAAAUCACCGAUGCUGCCCUGCUCAAGAGACUGGGCAUCAUCUGCGGGGCGAUUGGAACCUGCCUGCUGGUCAGGACCCUCGUCUCCCCACCGGAUGUGGUUGUAGGCCGCACUGCCGAUGAUUUGAAGGCCUUCCUUUGCAAGACCGACUGGUGGGACUACACAUUCACAUCGAUGGAGGUCCUGUUUCUGGCCUGGGGCGUUCGUUUGUGCAUUAUGGUGCGGAAGGCACCCUCGGAAUUUAACGAGAGCCGCUUCAUUUCCAUGGCCAUCUACAAUGAGUUCCUGCUCACCUGCUUCCUCAAUGUGUCCAUGCUCUUCCUGCAGUCGCCGGCCAACCCGGACUUGCUGUACAUCAUCUUCUUUUGCCACACGCAGCUGACUGUGACCCUGCUCCUGGCCCUAAUCUUCGGCAGCAAGGUGUACAUCGUGCUGCGUAGUGGCAAAUCGCAUCAGGAGAACAUCGGCAUGGGCACCAAGGCAUCGGGGGCGAAAUUCAAUUUCCGUCCCCAAGUGCGCACCUUUGCCAAUCCCAGCUCGGUGACCACCUCCACGGUCCCGGUGGCGGGCACCACGUCAGCAGAAACAAAGCUGUCCGACCAGGAGGCGCUGGAGGAGAUUCGCCAGCUGAGCAUGCAGCUGCAGCGCAUCCAGGAGAUGGCUCCGCCCAAGGGCGUGGCGGUGAUGACGAUCUCCAGCCUGCUGGACGGCCUAAAGACCCCGGGCGGCCUAAUGGUGGUGGCGGCGGCAGCGGGAGCCACUGCCCAUGGCCACUCGGCCGCCACCCGCCAAAGCGCCCUGCCCCUCCUGGCCCUAAAUGUGGAGAUGCAGAAGUACAGCCAGCAGAACAACAAUGCCAAUGGGCGUGGCAGUGCCAGGGCCAGUAUUCCCACCAUGGUCCUGGAAACGCCCCCGAGCUCCACGCCCCCCUCGGCGGCCUACGAGGAGCGGGCCAUGAACACGGAGCUGAGCGGCGAUGACUUCCGGGAGCAGCUGCUCCGGCGGACAGCCGAUGGCCACAUCAUCUGCAGUCGCUGCCUGGACGCGUCCAAGGAGCAUUACUACUGCUGUCCACCGCGCAGCGCCUGCGAUCACAUGGGUUCGCCCAAGGACGAGGGCAGCCUGAGCUUCGCCAACAUCAAGCUGGAGUGUAUGUGCUCCCAAUCGGAGGACUUGGAUCAGGUUGAUCCUGGCCAGCGCAGCCAAAGGAGGCCCACAGUGCGAACGGCAGCCACAAAUACGCCGCCAACCAGCUGCAAAAGGCAACCCCGCAAUUUAUUGGAGGCCGAACUCAGCAUUUCGUAUCAAAUUUGUGAUAAUUGUAGAAGUAAGUACAAGCUAACUGGCCGCCGGAGGAGCGGCAGCUACUCGCAGGCCCAGGCGAAUCCGCAGCUUGGCCAGCAGCCGAGUGGCCAGCAGGUGCAUCCCAUCCAGUCCCGCAGCAUCGAGGUCCUGGAUCGCACGACGGCAGCGGAAGUUGAGGGCGAGGGUGCCAGGACCAAGGCAGCCCACUCCACGGACGACAUUGUCCUGUACUCCACGGAGAAGGAGAAGAUCCAUGUCCAGGCUCAGCUGGAGCCCGACUCCCUGGCUGCUCCCUCCCUGGGCAAUGUGUCCAACAACUCGAACAACUCCACCAGCGGCAGUGGAGGAACCAGUCGUCCCAAGAGGCCAGACAAGUUGGUCCUGGAUCUGAACGAUCGGUCCAAGUACACCAAAGAGGUUUCCGUGUAAAGAGAAUGAAUUUUCGCCAGCCAGGCAAAGCUGUUCGGCAAAAGUCGAGAAAACACUGUAAGUUUAGCAGGAUAAUAAAUAAUAUUUAUCUCUGAUAUAGACCGAAUUGGUUAUAAUUUUUGUUUUAAACACCAAAUAUUAUGAAUUAUUAUUCAUUUAUGAUAAUAGAAAAUAUACUCAAAAUUUAUUUAUAAUCUUUUUAAAUUUAAAUUGAAUAAUACUUUUUAAAAUGUCUAUUCACAAAAACCUUGUACACCCGGAAAACACCAAUCAACUGACAUUAUCUUAUAUUUACGAACUAUUACCUAAAACCAUAACCCUGCCGUUAUAUUUUUAAAAUUAAAGACUUUAAUAAUUUUUUUUUAGUAUAAAAGGAUAACAAUUUUUUAAGGUAAAAGUUCCAAAAUGUAGGGUUAUUUUUUGGUGUCGUUAGUAUUUUUCAAACGUCUUAAACAUAUUUUGAUAUGUUAAAAAAUACCCAAAAAUAAACACUAUUUCAGAAAAAUAUGAUAUGUUGACGGGUAUGAUUUUGGAAAUAGCCCUUCCAUUGCAACCCAACAUUUUUAUUUUGUAGGCCCUAUAAAAUCAAAUGUUUUCGACUUUAUCGAACAGCUUUUGCACUGGCUGGCAGCAAUCAAAAAUGUUUUAUGCUUAGGCCAGUUGAAUUAUCAAAGACUUUAUUAAAUUAUAUUUGUACAACUAAUUAGUUAACUGAUUGACUUAGCUAAAUGUAGGUAUAAGUCGAACCCAAAAAACACCCGAUUUCAAUGAAGUGCCAUGAAUCCAGGAUUUUUGCGAUUUGCAUUGCUAAGCAAAAUGAUUUGCAACUAUAAUGAGCCCCCGAAAUGUUGUGAAUUUAUUGAAUUUGGCAAACAUCAGAACACGCGAAAGUCAACAACACAUUUUGUUGAAAGUCAUGUGUUUUUGGGCGGAAUAUUAAUUAAAUUUACAUUUCAUAUAUGUAGAUAAUUAAAUCUAAAUUGCUUACUAAUUGAAACUUGCAGCGAGUCAUUUCCAAUGAAAAUGAUUUAAGUACUCAUAAUGAUGAUGGUGGUAAAAUGCAUUUGCUGUUAUAUUUAUUAAGCCAUGUUUAAGUGCCGAUCUAUUCAAAAUGGGAGCCCAACCCCACACACAACACACAAAACACACACUCUCUGUAAAAUAGUUAAUCAAAGUUGAUGUGAACUGUAAAAUACACAUAUCUCCUUUAAAAACUCACACAAUACCUUCCAACUAAAUAUAGUGAAUAAAUAAUUGUAGUUACAAUUAAGCAUUAAUUAUCUGUCGUACACUUAGCUGCAAUAUUAUAAAUAUUUCAAAAUCGAUUAAAUGCUGCAAAUUGCCCACCCCUUUGCCGAAAUAUGAAAUACGAAAAAUUACAUUUGCAAAAUCAGUGUUGUCGCUUGAACAGACGAGAACAAACAGUUGCAUGUAAAUUAAGUGCUGUAGUUAAGCGUUGAUGUUAUUGAGUUGGAAAAUAUGUGCAUUAAAUGCGUUUGUUUAAAGCAAUCCAAUAAAUGGCAAGUCUACUGAAUGUACACCUA
Drosophila subpulchrella is the source of this 4451-nucleotide messenger RNA. RefSeq lists its product as uncharacterized. The record is from RefSeq and is a predicted model, not a curated record. Gene Ontology annotation, molecular function: G protein-coupled receptor activity. Gene Ontology annotation, biological process: G protein-coupled receptor signaling pathway. Gene Ontology annotation, cellular component: membrane. Lineage: Eukaryota; Metazoa; Arthropoda; Insecta; Diptera; Drosophilidae.